This is a messenger RNA of Cylas formicarius (sweet potato weevil), 4527 nucleotides long. Its product is annotated as U3 small nucleolar RNA-associated protein 6 homolog. Bases 174 to 1904 code for a protein of 576 amino acids. The transcript is spliced from 5 exons. Lineage: Eukaryota; Metazoa; Arthropoda; Insecta; Coleoptera; Brentidae. Gene Ontology annotation, cellular component: Pwp2p-containing subcomplex of 90S preribosome; small-subunit processome. Gene Ontology annotation, molecular function: snoRNA binding; protein binding. The record is from RefSeq and is a predicted model, not a curated record. Gene Ontology annotation, biological process: maturation of SSU-rRNA from tricistronic rRNA transcript (SSU-rRNA, 5.8S rRNA, LSU-rRNA).
CGAAACAUCGAAAGCUUAUUCAACCAACAACGCGUCCGAAUCGUCAGGUUUACGGGUUAUCAACUAACCACAGUGGUCUUAUCUAUGGUUCAGCACGUUUGUGGUUGUUUCACUGUUUACAAAUUUUCCUGUUUUAGUGGUACGGAGCACUAUUUCAAUCAGAAGCCGGAAAAAUGGCGGAAAUUGUGCAGAGAAACCUCGAAUUGAUGACCGAGGAAAUCUCGGAGUUGAAACGGACAAAACUGUUCAACGAGCGUGAGUUAACCGCGUUUCUCAAACGGCGCCGUGAGUUCCAGUUUAAGCUGAACGGCGUUUCGAACAACCUGAGCGAUUUUAUGGAAGCGAUUCAGUACGAGAAGCACAUCUUACGCGAGUUGUGGGCCCGACGCAACAAGAGGCAAAUGCUGGACAAGAAGAAGAACAUCGACUACAAGAUUAUUAAACGGAUCAAGGCGUAUUACGAGAUGGCUCUUAUGCGCUACUCGGACGACUACCAGCUGAGCCUCACUUACUUUAAGUUCUUGAAGCAGUAUAAGGACUUUCAUCAGACCGCGACGCACCAUGUCAAAAACAUAAUCGAGAAGUUCCACUUCAAGCCGGAAGUGUUCCGGUUGGCGUCGGCCUGGUUCGUGCGGACCAACAAAAAGGAAGCACUGAACGUGAUCCAUCGCGGACUCGCGCUCCACCCGGACAACAAGUCUCUCUACCUUGACGCGUUCAGUUUGGAGCUGGAGACUGGAGAGGCGGACGAGCGGCUGCGCGCUUACGUCGACUCCAUCUUCAAGCACAUCCACGACUUUACGUUCGUCGUGGAUAUUUUGGGGCUGCUCGAGGGCCACCACCCGCAGACGUUGGCCGUGCAGAACGCGAUCGUGUCGAAACUGUUUGAGAAGCACCCGGACGACGACGCGGUGUGGCACGUGGCGGCGCAACGGGAGCUCCGCGGGUUACCUCACGACGGCGACGCGGACGACUCUAAAAAAUCCACCAAGAACCUGAUAAAACGAUGCGUGGACAAAUACAGGGAGGGCAUCGCCGCGCUGCCUGAUGACAAAAAGCCGCGUCUAUGGAGGCGGCUGCUCGACACCCUCAUCGACGUGCAGAAGCGGGAUCCGAACGUCGCGAAUGUCUUCAAGGCGGCCGCGCUCAAGGGGGCCCUCGAGGACGCUCGCGAUGCUGGCGUCGCCCUCGACGAGAACCACUACGCCGCGUGGAUAGAGGUGUGCGGCGAGCACGACGAAUCGGCGGUCCUGGAAAUACUGCGACGCGGCACGGAGGCGCUGCCGCAGUCCGGCCUCCUCUGGGAGCUAUACCUGCAGUUCUAUUUGCUCAAGGACAAGGUGAAGGAGGCGGACGAGGCGUUCCAGAAGGCGGCGAGGGCGCUCGGCGCGAAGGCGGAGCCCGUUUGGGAUAUGAUGAUCAGUUACCAGCUGCUUAGGUCGAGCAACGCGGCCGUAGAGGCCCUUUAUCUUCGGGCGGUCGACGAGAAGCAGCCCGCGGAGUUGUCGCGCGCCUUCAAGCCGCGUUACUUGACAUGGCUACUACUGCAGAAGGGCGUGAAAGAGGCGCGGGCCGCUUACUCGCAGAUGGCCUCCAAGCGGCCCUAUUGCAAGGAGAUGCACGAGGAGAUGGCGCGGAUAGAGGCGAUGGAGUGCCACGAGCAGAGCCUCGAGGACUGGGGCAAUUGUCUGCGAUUGCAGUGCGAGCAGUUCGGCCAGCAGGACGUCGACAUUUGGAUCGAGCGCGUCCGCUUCUACGCGGAGAAUUACAAGGGAUUCGACGUGAACGGAAAGAUCAAGGAGGUGUAUGAGGAGGCCCAGAGGAGCCUCUCCGAGUUAUUGCUGGCCGAUUUCCGAGAGAGAUUCGCCGAGGUGAAAAGUAUGGACCGGUUGGCACAAUGUUAAGAAUGCAAGGUUUUCAUCCCUAUCAUUACCAGCAUGUCCAAGCCCUUCGACCCCAGGACUUUUUGCCAAGAAUUGAGUUUAGCGAGUGGAUAAGAAACCAGGAGGAACUCGUUCCUUUUAUCAUGUCGAGCGACGAAGCCACAUUUACAAGACAUAUCAUCAUUUCUAUUCACAGGAAAAUCCUCGAGUUAUGAGACUUGGAAAUUUUCAAAAUAGCUUUUCUGUUAAUGUAUGAGGGGGGAUAUUAAACGGUACACUUUUCGGUCCGAUUGAAAUUCCAGCAAGGCUUAACGCAACCUUAACCUUAACUUUUUGGAAACUCAUCCUGCCAAUAUUUUUUCCAUUGAAUGUUCGAAAUCAGCUUUGGAUUGGAAGAGGUGGUCCUAUUCCGUGGCCACCUCGUUUCUCGGAUUUGAAUCCAUUAGAUUACUAUUUUUGGGGUCGAAUAAGAGAUGGUCGUAUAAGGUGUUACGUGAAAAGAUACUUUUGGCAGGAAAUGAAAUUCGACAAAACCAUUUUGAAGUUUCACGUGCCUCACAUGCGAUAAGCCUUCUUUAAAAUGUAAAGUUUAUAAUUUUUAUUAGAAUAAUUAGCUUUACAGUUGAUAGUUUGAUUUCUCUUUCGUAAAUAAAAAGGAUUUAUAACAAUCCAAGUAAAAGCUGUUUUUUUACCAACAAUGAAGAAAAUUGAAAGCUGUCGAAUAGUUGAUAGUUUAAUUUUUAUUUACCCAGCAACACAAACAAAUGAAGCGCGUCGUUAACUUCCAAGGCUUACUAAUGAUUAUCUGCACCCCGAUUGUACCAUAUUUACGUAGAAAACUUCAGAGUUUCGUAUUUGGCAGUCCGAAUUACGAAAAUUCGGCAAACAAAAAAUUUGGAGCAAAUUUUUCCCACGCCUUCCCUGUGUCACCCCCACUCUUGUCGUUGGAUUUCAUUAGAAGUUGUGGAUUAUUCUUACUUCUCUACUGCGCGUACCCUCAUUUGUUUAACACUUAUCUCGAUCUAGUUUCUUGUGGACUCUAAAAAAACUUUAGUGUAUGUGUGUGUGUAUGUGUCGUGUAUGUGUGUUGGACUCGUUUGGAUUUGCUUACUUUUUUUUUUUACUUUACAUAUUAAAAAAAGUGAAUGAUUUUUCUAGCUUUUCCACCUCUUUACAUUGAUUGUUCAACCACUCCUCGUUUACUUUCCUUAUUUUGCAUUUUAUCUGCUUAUCAAAUGUUGUGUGUUCGUUUGCGUCUCUGGUUUUGAAUAGUCUUAUUUCUACUAAGUUAAUGGAGUAAAACCUCAAAGAAAUCAACUUAUUUUUAUAAUUAUAUAAUAAUACAUAAUAAUAAAUAAAUGAUUUCUCUAAGCGGUAUGUGAAAAAUGUUCAAAACUGAUGAUGAUUAUAAUUGUUAUAAACUAUGUUUAAAAAAAAAGUUACUUUAGACCCUUAUAUGUUGUUGAAAUUGUAUUUUGGUAUUCAAUUUAAUUAUGAGGUAAUGUACAGGUGGGUUCCAUUUGAAAAAAUAUCUAACUCUAUAUCUAACGAUCUGUAUCUACCCUGUACCGUGUGUCUAACUUUAAUUAUGAGCAAAAUAUACUGUCGACGAGUUAGGAAGUAGUUCCAAAAUUUAAAUAAUUUGAACAAUUGCUUCUCCGAUAUGAAAAAUUCCUUAAAGUUUCAGUACGGAAUAACAUUUAGUAAAAAAAAUUUUUUUUUCAAAAAAGUUUCUUUGCUAUUUUUAAAGUUUCAUCUUUUUUUCUUCAUUUUCUGUCAAACCGAUUCCAAAGCUUUUGAGGCUGUAUGACAUUCUCCAUAAGCAUUCUCCAUUUUUAAAUGGUAUUGUUAUUGAUAAUAUGUUUUAGGAUAAAAACAUAUCUAUAAAUCGGUCAACUAUUUUAUCAUCGGAAAUUAUUUGCGAGUGUCUGGAAUGACCACCAAGUUAUCUUUAAUUUUAAAACUCGGUUCCUAUUGGAUUAUCAAGAGUGCUACAAGCUAUGAGUGCAUUGCAAUUGUUUCCUUUGCCGCCAGGUGACGUUUUUUGACAUAAUCGCUAAAAAAAUCUGAAAUCUGAAAGAAGAAUAAAUUGAGCUAUAUGACUUUUUUAUGUCAUUACGUAAUAUGAAUGAAUAAAACAACUUAACACUCAAAAAAGUAGAAUUUUGGAAUGCAUAAAAUAUGGAAAAAAUUUCUUACUACGAGGAAAAAAAUUAAAAAAAUAUUAUUGGGUGCUGACAAUUUAUCGACAUCUGCUUUUUGACCCACCACAUUUUCUAUUUACUGCAAAAAAUGAACAAAAAAAAUAUUAUAAUUCACGCGUGUGAGCCGCCCACUUAUGGGAUGUUCCAUUUAAAAUAAAAAUUUUGUACCUGGUCUAAAACAACUAAAAGCCAAUACAAUUAGACCUUUUUUUGGAGCUUUAGAAGAUAGAAAUGAUAAACGUAUAUGCUCAUGUGUCAUAUAUUUUUGAAAAGUUCAUAACGGGCGUAAUAAAAUUGUUAAAAUAUUAUCCAUAUAUAAUUAUACAAAACACGAGUUCAAUUUGUGUAUAAAAAGAUGAAUCAGCAGAAAUCUGACUACGCCACUGGAUCCUAAUUCCAAACCAAUUUUAGCUUUUUAAAUAAGUUAACGCAAAAUGUAA